UUCGGAUUAAUUGUUCGCCACGCUAGAAUGAGCAUUCUCUCCGAUUUUCCGGUUCGAGCUGCGGUCGACGACGGACGUUGGUAAGAGCUGUGACACUUUAAAAAUCGAUGUGGUUCUACAUGGAGACAUCUUCAAAGUUCCAAUAAAUAACAAACAAGAAGAAGAACAGAAGCAAAGCAUCACAGUCACAGAAUUGCAUUCAACCUCACUUUAACAUUUAUUUAACCCUUUUAUUCAUUAGGUAUACUGGGAAGUUUUGACCAAAUAUUUUCAUUAUUUGUAUAUUUUCCAUGCUGUGAGUGAAACCUAGUUCACCUUCAUGAUGGCUGAAGUGAUGAAUGAAAUUGAAAAGUUAGAACACCUUUCUUUGGUGUCAAAAAUCUGUGUAGAACUUGAAAAUCAUUUAGGAAUAAAUGACAAAGAUGUUGCUGAAUUCAUCAUUGAUCUUGCUGCCAGGAGCAAGAAACUUGAAAAGUUUAAGAAAGAGCUGGCGGAAAAUGGAGGCGACCAAUUUGCUGAUUCUUUCAUGGAGAGUUUAUGGCGCUUGAUUGUACUCAUGAAGCCGUCCGUGGUGGCUGUCAUGGACGCUGCAGGAGGGGCUGUGUGUGCAGAGGCUUCAAAGGAGGAGAGGAAGCGUCAGAUGCUGCCCUUCCUUGCUCUGCCCAACGAUCCUAGCGUGCGCACCAUGUUUGAUGAUGAAAUGAAACAGGAAAAUGUUGAAAUGCAACCUAAGCAGGAGCCUUUAACAGAAACUACGCUUAAAACAAAGAAGAGUAAGUCUAAGAAAAACAACGUUGAUGACUUUGGCGAUGACAUCAUGGCUUUUCUUGAAGCUCAGGCUCCGUCAAAACAGACUCAUGAAUCAGAGAAAGAAGAUGUAGAUGAGAGUCCAGAAAGAAAAAGAGCCAAAUGCAAGCGAUCAAGAAGUCCAGAACGUGAUAAGAGAAUAAAAAGAAGUCGUAGCCACGAUCGAUCGACAGACAGGAAACGCAAGCACAGAGACAAGCGCAGUUCUAGCAGGGAUAGAAAGAGUCGCCAUACUCACAAGAGGAGCCGAAGCAGAGACAGAAAACGCAGCAGAAGUAGAGACAGGAGGAGCAAAUCCAGAGACAGAGGUAGGAGAAGUCGAAGCCACAGUCGUGAUAGACGCAGCCACAGUAGAGAUCGUAAACGGCGAAGUAGGAGUAGGAACCGAGGCAGACGGAGCAGAAGCGUGGAUAAACGAAACAACACUCGUGAAAGACGCGACAACAGUCGUGAGAGACGAGAAAACACUCGUGGAAGACGCAGCAGGAGUCGUGACCGCCCAGAACGUAACGGCGACACUCGCAAUAGGACCCCUGAUGGUAAACAUGAAGAAGAGCAUGGCGCUGCCGACGGCUCGUUGGCUGGCAAACUUCCAGAUGAAAACCCUAUCGUCGGCAAGGUUUACGAGGGCAAGGUGACGAACAUCCUGAACUUCGGGUGCUUCGUGCAGCUGGACGGUCUGCGUAGGAGGUUAGAAGGCCUGGUGCACAUCUCACAUCUUCGUCAGGAGGGCAGAGUCACGAGCGUCUCAGAUGACACAAUUCUCACAGUUGAUGAUGGUGCAGGUGAAGGUGCUGUCGUUCACUGGCCAGAAGACGUCACUGUCCANCGUGACAUGAACCCUGCCGUGGGGAGUGGCUUGUUGGCCGACGACGAGGUCGCCAUGAGGAACCCUGACCGUCCUGUUAGCCUCAUCGAGCUCACCAAAGAUCUCACCUAA
Molecule: messenger RNA, 1747 nt
Organism: Hyalella azteca
Lineage: Eukaryota; Metazoa; Arthropoda; Malacostraca; Amphipoda; Hyalellidae
Product: ATP-dependent RNA helicase DHX8
Exons: 7
Coding region: 320-1747 (475 amino acids)
Biological process (GO): RNA stabilization
Molecular function (GO): RNA binding
Source: RefSeq, a predicted model, not a curated record